AUGGAAGUAUCAAAAAUGAAUCCUAAAGAAAAUAAAAGAAAUUUAUGGAACAUUGUAGAUGGUGAUGAGUAUCAGCUACAUGUUACAAUUUCUGCUAUUAGUUCAACUACUGAAUCAGCAAAAGAGGUAGAUAAUAAAAUAGUUUAUAUGGAAGAUUUAGAAAAAAGAAAACAAGUAUAUGGAAUAUGUGGAGAAUGUAAUGAACCUGGCACAGGACAAUAUUGGUGUCAACCUUGUAAUGCUAAAAGAUUUAAGGAUAACUUUAAAAAUUGGACUAGUGGAAAUAAAGAUAUUGAUGAAUUUAUACAACAAUCACAACUUAAUGCUGUGCAUUAUAAAAGAUAUCUUGAAUGGAUACCCUUUGAAAAUUUUAAAGAUAUUACUUAUAUUACCAGAGGUGGAUUUGGUAAAAUUUAUUCUGCUGAAUGGCCUGAAGGAUAUAUUGCUCAUUGGGAUAUUGAAAAUCAAAACUGGAUAAGGUUUAAUAACACUAAAGUUGCAUUAAAAAGUUUGGAUAAUUCUUCUUUUAUAAGUACAGAAUUUUUAAAUGAGAUUAAAUCACAUCUUCAGAUUUAUGUUUGGGAUGUUAUUCAAUGUUAUGGAAUAACUCAAGAUCCGGAUACCAAAAAUUAUAUGAUGGUUUUACAAUAUUGUAAAUAUGGAAAUUUGAGAAAUUACUUUCUAAAUAAUGAAUCAAGUCAUUAUUCAAAAAUUAUACAUUUAAAGGGAAUUGCAAGUGGACUUCUAGAUAUCCAUAAUGCUGAAAAAGUUCAUAAAGAUUUUCAUUCAGGCAAUAUAUUAUAUCUUAGUGGAAAUGUUCCAUAUAUAAGUGAUUUAGGAAUGUGUCAACCAGCAAAUAAUGAAGAACAAUCAGCUAAAAAAGAAGGAGUUUAUGGAGUAUUACCCUAUAUGGCACCAGAAGUUUUACGUGGAUAUCAAUAUACCAAAGCAUCUGAUAUUUAUUCAUUUGGAAUAAUUAUGAAUGAACUUAUAUCUGAAGAAACUCCUUAUAAUAAUAUUCCUCAUAAUCCUGCUUUAGCUAUUAAAAUAUGUAAAGGACUUAGACCAAAUAUUUUUAAAUAUACACCAAAAUUACUUGCAGAUUUGAUUACGAAAUGUUGGGAUGCUAAAGCAGAAAAUAGACCAACUGCUAAAGAAUUAUAUCAAGAACUUGAAAAAUUGUUUGAAGAUUAUGAUGAUAGUGAUCCUCAAAUAAUUGAAUAUGAUGAUAAAAUCAAAUUAAACAGUACAAGUGAAAAAAGAUCUAAUAACAUUCAAACACAUCCACAAGCAAUAUAUACUAGUAGACUUUUAAAUUUCAAAAAUCUUCCAGAACCAGUAAAUUCAGAUUCAGAAUGUUUUGAUUGUCAAUUAGACGAAUCAGAUCUUAAUGAAAUUAAUCAAAAUGAAGAAAAUAAUAUUGAAUGA
Molecule: messenger RNA, 1428 nt
Organism: Rhizophagus irregularis DAOM 181602=DAOM 197198
Lineage: Eukaryota; Fungi; Glomeromycota; Glomeromycetes; Glomerales; Glomeraceae
Source: RefSeq, a predicted model, not a curated record